CAGUACUUUCACCGAAAAAAGAAAAGAGAAAAAAGAAAAGCUUGAGAGGAUUAAAACAGAAAGCGCUACGCUUUAUUGUUUGAAGACCACGACUUCUUUUUUCACUUUUGGGCGAGGAAGAAGAAGUUGAAGAUUGAUGUUGCACUGAAGCGACAGAUUAGAUUCAAAGACCCAAACUGCAAUUCUGCAUCUGUGAGGAACUCCAUAGAAUCUGCAGAAUCAAGUGUGGAAGAUCCGGUGGGAACGAGUGAUGAUGCCUUCUCCAGCUUACAACCCGCGAUCCCCUUCUCCUUCUCAACCUUCCGGAAAAGGGGAAGUAUCGGAUCUAAAAAUGCAACUUCGGCAGCUUGCGGGGAGUCGAGCACCAGGGACUGAUGAUGCAAAGCGGGAGCUUUUUAAAAAAGUGAUAUCUUAUAUGACAAUCGGAAUUGAUGUUUCUUCUGUUUUCAGUGAGAUGGUUAUGUGCUCGGCUACUUCUGACAUUGUGCUGAAGAAAAUGUGCUAUUUAUAUGUUGGCAAUUAUGCAAAGAACAACCCGGAUCUCUCUCUUUUAACAAUUAAUUUUCUUCAAAGGGAUUGUAAGGAUGAGGACCCCAUGAUCCGGGGUUUAGCUUUGAGGAGUCUUUGUUCACUUAGAGUUGCAAAUUUAGUGGAGUACUUGGUGGGACCAUUGGCUUCUGGGUUGAAAGACUCCAAUAACUAUGUGCGGACAGUUGCUGCUAUUGGUGUUCUGAAGUUGUACCAUAUUUCAUCUUCAACAUGUGUAGAUGCAGAUUUUCCAGCCACGUUGAAGCAUUUGAUGCUUAAUGAUCCAGAUGCUCAGGUGGUUGCAAACUGCUUAUCAGGCCUUCAAGAGAUCUGGAGUUUGGAGGCAAGUAAAUCCGAGGAAGCAAUAAGGGAUAGAGAAAUUUUGUUGAGCAAGCCUGUUAUAUACUACCUUUUAAAUAGGAUUAAGGAGUUCAAUGAAUGGGCACAGUGUAUUGUUCUUGAGUUGGUCUCUAAAUAUGUGCCUUCUGAUAGCAAUGACAUCUUUGACAUUAUGAAUCUUCUCGAAGAUAGACUUCAGCAUGCAAAUGGUGCUGUUGUCUUGGCAACGAUUAAGGUGUUUCUCCAACUGACGUUGUCCAUGACUGAUGUUCAUCAGCAGGUGUACGAGCGUAUAAAAGCGCCUUUGCUUACCCUAGUGAGCUCAGGAAGUCCGGAGCAGUCAUAUGCCGUGCUAAGUCAUCUUCAUCUGUUGGUGAUGCGUGCACCUUUCAUAUUUUCUUCUGAUUACAAGCACUUUUAUUGCCAGUAUAAUGAACCAUUUUAUGUCAAGAAAUUGAAACUUGAGAUGUUGACUGCUGUUGCAAACGAAAGCAACACAUAUGAGAUAGUUACUGAACUUUGUGAAUAUGCUGCCAAUGUUGAUAUACCUAUUGCAAGAGAAUCUAUCCGUGCCGUUGGGAAAAUUGCUCUUCAGCAGUAUGAUGUAAAUGCUAUUGUAGAUAGGUUGCUACAGUUUCUGGAGAUGGAAAAGGACUACGUAACUGCUGAAACACUGGUUCUCGUGAAAGAUCUUCUGAGAAAGUACCCCCAGUGGAGUCAAGAUUGUAUAGCAGUUGUUGGAAACAUAAGUAGUAAAAAUGUACAGGAACCUAAAGCAAAGGCUGCUCUUAUUUGGAUGUUAGGCGAGUAUGCUCAAGAAAUGCAAGAUGCUCCCUAUAUUUUAGAGAGUCUUAUUGAAAACUGGGAGGAGGAGCUCUCUGCGGAGGUGCGUUUGCACAUACUCACUGCAGUUAUGAAGUGUUUCUUGAAAAGGCCUCCAGAAACUCAGAAUGCACUUGGAGCUGCUUUGGCUGCAGGUCUUGCUGAUUUUCAUCAGGAUGUUCAUGAUAGAGCAUUACUGUACUACAGGCUUUUGCAGUAUAAUGUCUCUGUAGCUGAACGUGUGGUUAAUCCUCCAAAGCAAGCUGUAUCAGUCUUUGCGGACACACAGAGUAGUGAGAUUAAAGAUCGGAUAUUUGAUGAAUUUAAUAGCCUUUCUGUUGUAUAUCAGAAGCCAUCAUACAUGUUUACGGAUAAAGAAUAUAGAGGACCUUUUGCUUUUUCAGAAGACGUUGGAAGCUUGUCUAUUGGUGUGGAAUCGUCCGACAACAUGCCGGUAGCUCAAAGAGUCGAGGCAAAUGACCAGGAUUUGCUUCUGAGUACUUCCGAGAAAGAAGAAAGUAAAAGAGCCGGUUACAAUGGUGCUGCUUAUAGUGCCCCUGCAUAUGACUCGGCUGCUGUAGCAACUCAGUUAGAUCUUGUAUCUAUUGACAACCCUCCACCAGCUAAUGUGCCUUCAGCCAGCUUUGCAAUUGAUGAUAUAUUUGGGCUUGGAUUGACUAGUCAACCAACACCUGCCCCUCCACCUCCCACUUUGGAGCUUAAUACCAAAGCUCUUCUGAAUCCUAACACAUUUCAGCAGAAAUGGCGCCAACUACCAAUAUCUUUAUCACAGGUUUUUUUUUUUAUUUUUUAUAUUGCUUUCUUUGUUUAUCACUGGCUCACUGAAGUUUAUCAUCCCCCUUUUCUGUGUUCCCCAGGUCUUCAUAAAAAGUUGUUUCCAGUUAAAUGAUUUUCUGGGAUUUGACGAUCUAUCUACUUUGUCAUCCAUUCUUAGUUCCCUGACAAUGCUUCUUUCUCCUUAACUAGACUGGUUUUAGCAUUGACAAGAGCAAUUUUAUCAGCGACAUGGUUUCUUGUUUUCUACAGGAGAUGCCUGUAAGUCCUCAAGGCGUUGCAGCGUUGACGACACCUCAAACCCUUCUUCGAUACCUGCAAGGUCAAUCCAUUCACUGCAUAGCUUCAGGUGGUCAGGCGCCAAACUUCAAGUUCUUCUUCUAUGCACAGAAAGCAAAUGAAUCUUCAAAUUACCUUGUGGAAUGCAUAAUCAAUUCGUCAUCUUGUAAAGCUCAAUUCAAGAUCAAAGCAGAGGAUCCUAGUACAGCUGAGGCCUUCUCAACUUUGUUCCAGUCAGCCUUGUCCAAGUUUGGUUCGCCCUAGAUUCAUGGGAACAAGAACUACUUAGCUAUCUGGAAAAUGUUCAUGUAUACCUUAUUUUUUUGGUAGGUUUAUGAAAUUUUGAGAAACCGAUGAACAUGGAGCGGAUUUUGUUGGGCCAUUUCAUUAUUUUGUAUGUGCAAUGAGUAUUUUUUUUUUUCUUUUGGGUUCUUUUUUUCCUUUAGGACCUGUGCACAGAUGAAAUCAACUGAUGUGUACGGUGUACCAUAUUAUUCAGAACUACAUAUAUGUUGAUCCCUGUUACCGCAAUGAAGUGACAAAAUCAUGUUAGGAAUAGAAAGGCCUUCUAUGAACCAACGGUUAAAUUAGACGGUGUUUUCCCUUCAAUGUGUGUAUAUCCGGCAAAGUUUUUCACAUUUUAUACCCUCUUUUGUGAAUUUGUAUCGGUUCUAACUGUAAAA
Oldenlandia corymbosa var. corymbosa is the source of this 3446-nucleotide messenger RNA. The record is from the annotation of a GenBank genome assembly. Lineage: Eukaryota; Viridiplantae; Streptophyta; Magnoliopsida; Gentianales; Rubiaceae.